CUCCCAGCAUGCCUCACGCCCGCCGGCGCCCGGGAGCGCGGCGAAGCCGCCAACGACCAAUGGGAGCUGCCAAGGGCGGAGACCCGCGCGCGCGGCGCCCUGACGCGCGACGGCGACGUCGGGGUUUGUGUGCGCGAGAGGCCGCCGAUAAAGGUUGGGUGCCUCGCGCCGGGGCCGUCGGGAGGGAGCGCGCCCCCGCCCCUCCCCCCAGGCCCCGCUCCUGCACCAUCGCCGCAGGCACCCCGCCUUCCCGCCGGCCCCCGCGGGAGGGUCCCGGGGCUCUCCCCCACCUCGCUCCCCGGGCCGGGCCCGCAGGUGUGAUGGUCGGCUCCCACGGCGACAUGGCACCCGCCUCCACCGCAGAGGGGCCCGCGGACAAGCCCGGCCCCGCGGCGCCGGCGACCCAGUACGAGUGCGGGGAGUGCGGCAAGUCGUUCCGGUGGUCCUCGCGGCUCCUGCACCACCAGCGCACGCACACGGGCGAGCGGCCCUACAAGUGCCCCGACUGCCCCAAGGCUUUCAAGGGCUCCUCGGCCCUGCUGUACCACCAGCGGGGCCACACGGGCGAGCGGCCCUACCAGUGCCCCGACUGCCCCAAGGCCUUCAAGCGCUCCUCGCUGCUGCAGAUCCACCGCAGCGUGCACACGGGCCUGCGGGCCUUCUCCUGCGCCCAGUGCGGCCUGGCCUUCAAGUGGUCGUCCCACUACCAGUACCACCUGCGGCAGCACACGGGCGAGCGGCCCUACCCGUGCCCCGACUGCCCCAAGGCCUUCAAAAACUCGUCCAGCCUGCGGCGCCACCGGCACGUGCACACGGGUGAGCGGCCCUACGCGUGCGGCGUCUGCGGCAAGAGCUUCACGCAGAGCACCAACCUGCGGCAGCACCAGCGCGUGCACACCGGCGAGCGCCCCUUCCGCUGCGCGCUCUGCCCCAAGACCUUCACGCACUCCUCCAACCUGCUGCUGCACCAGCGCACGCACGGCGCCGGCACCGCGGCCGCCAGCGCACCUGGGGUCCCCGCUGCCCCCCAGCACCGCUGCGCGCCCUGCGGCAAGGUGUUCGCUUCAGACGCCUACCUGCAGCGGCACCUGCAGACCCACAGCCCGCCCGCGCCGCCGCCGCCCCAGCCCCCGCCGCCCGUGGUGCCCGAGCUCUUUCUGGCCGCCGCCGAGACCACGGUGGAGCUGGUGUACCGCUGCGACGGCUGCGAGCUAGGCUUCAGCAGCGAGGAGCUGCUCCUGGGCCACCAGCCCUGCCCGGGGCCCGAGCCGGCACCCCAGCCCCGGGACGCGCCGGCCGUGGCGCCCCGGCCUGACCCCGCCCCGGCCCCCGCGCCGCCCCCGCCCGCCGCCCCGGGUUUCGCCUGCCUCCCCUGCGGGAAGGCCUUCCGCAGCGGGGCCGGCCUCUCCCGCCACCAGCACAGCCAUGGGGCCGCGGGCGGGCAGGCCUUCCGCUGCGGGAGCUGCGACGGCGCCUUCCCGCAGCUGGCCAGCCUCCUGGCGCACCAGCAGGCCCACGUGGCCGAGGCGGCGGCCGGGCGCCCGCCCCCGCAGGCCGAGGCGGCCGAGGUCACCUGCCCGCAGGAGCCCCCCGCGCCCGCCGCGCCUGCCGCCGCCGAGCGGCCCUACCAGUGCGCCGAGUGCGGCAAGGCCUUCAAGGGCUCCUCGGGGCUGCGCUACCACCUGCGGGACCACACGGGCGAGCGGCCCUACCAGUGCGGCGAGUGCGGCAAGGCCUUCAAGCGCUCCUCGCUGCUGGCCAUCCACCAGCGCGUGCACACGGGCCUGCGGGCCUUCACCUGCGGCCAGUGCGGCCUCACCUUCAAGUGGUCAUCCCACUACCAGUACCACCUGCGGCUGCACUCCGGCGAGCGGCCCUACGCCUGCGGCGAGUGCGGCAAGGCCUUCCGCAACACGUCCUGCCUGCGGCGCCACCGGCACGUGCACACGGGCGAGCGGCCCCACGCGUGCGGCGUCUGCGGCAAGAGCUUCGCGCAGACCUCCAACCUGCGGCAGCACCAGCGCGUGCACACCGGCGAGCGCCCCUUCCGCUGCGCGCUCUGCCCCAAGACCUUCACGCACUCCUCCAACCUGCUGCUGCACCAGCGCACGCACUCGGCCGAGCGCCCCUUCACCUGCCCUGUCUGCGGCCGUGGCUUCGUCAUGGCCGCUUACCUGCAACGCCACCUGAGGACGCACGCCCCCGCCCACCCGGCCCCCGGCGCCGCAGCCCCGGCCGCAGGGCCCCAGCCUCCCGCCCCGCUGGUGGCAGCCGCGGCCCCGCCCGCCACCCAGGACGUCCACGUCCUCCCCCACCUGCAGGCCACGCUGUCCCUCGAGGUGGCAGGGGGCACUGUCCAGGCCCCACCACCCAGCCCAGCAGCCCCCAACUCCCAGACGUUCCUGCUGGUGCAGACGGCCCAGGGUCUCCAGCUGAUCCCCAGCAGCGUGCAGCCCCCCACCCCUCCACCCCCACCGGCACCUCCCAAGCUCAUACUCCUGCCUUCCUCGGCUGCUGGGGGAGGGGGCGGCCGCGCACGGCAGGGCCCGCGGGCAAUGGGGAAAGCUGGUCAGGGGACUGGUGUGGUCUGGCUACCAGGCCCUGGGGGGCUGGGGGUGCAGGGAGGGGGUAGUGUGGGGGCCAGUGGGGCAGGGCAGAGCCUCAUUGUGCUGCAGAACGUGGGGGGUGGGGAGGCAGGACGGCAGGAAGUAAGUGGGGUUCAGCUGCAGCCCCUCCGGCCAGCCCAGGAGGUGACCACGGUCCAGCUGCAGCCGGCCCAGGAGGUGACCACGGUCCAGCUCCAGCCUGCCCAGGAGGUAACCACGGUCCAGCUGCAGCCGGCCCAGGAGGUGACCACGGUCCAACUCCAGCCAGCCCAAGAGGUGACCACGGUCCAGCUGCAGCCUGUGGGGGGCCAGCUCUCCAGUUCCAGUGGGGGGGCCGUGGCUGCUGAGGCCCCCAAUCUGCUGGUGGUUCAGAGUGGGGCGGCAGAGGAGUUGCUUCCAGGCUCGGGCCCCGGGGAGGCAGGGGAUGGCGAGGCCAGCACCGGUGUGGUCCAGGACGUCCACUUUGAGACACUGCAGACGGACGAGGGCUUGCAGAGCGUCCUGGUGCUGAGCGGGGCCGAUGGGGAGCAGACGCGGCUCUGUGUGCAGGAGGUGGAGACCCUUCCUCCUGGGCUGGCUGAGCCGCCGGCCCCCGGCCCGCCAGGACAGAAACUCCUCAUCAUCCGUAGCGCCCCGGCCCCGGAGCUGCUAGAGAACGGCAGCUUCGGGGGAGGCCCGGCCACCCUGCAGCUCUUGGCCCCUCCCCCACCCGGCCCGGCCACUGGCCCCGCAGGCCUCCCUGGGGCUGCAACCUCCCAAAUGGUACAGGUGGUCCCCGCUGGCGCUGGGCCUGGGGGCCUGGCGCAGCCGGGCCUGCCCUCUAUCCAGAUUGUGCAGACUCUGCCGGCCGUGCAGCUGGUGCACACAUUUUGAGGAGACCCGCUGGUACCCCGACUUGCAAUCAGGAGGAAGGGGGCUGCAGGCCGGGUUUGCUAAUAAAGACCUAGAACCUCCUUUCUUUGGUUUUCUUUGUUGGGGAGAGGGGAGAGGGAGGGAGAGAGGGGCAAUGUAACGGGCGUGGUAGUGGCCUGGACGCUUGGAGUUUUCUUGCCUCCAUGUGUGCAGGUGACUUGCUUUGCGUCUUGGGGCCAGUGAUAUCUAUGUGGGGCGGUUUCCCCAUCGUUAAGAAAGGGACGCAGGAGUGACUGCGGUGCGAAGGCCUCCAGUCGGAGUCCUGGUUCUGCCACAUGUUUGUCUAAAGUCACCCCAGCCCUCUCUUGAUCCGAAAAGUGGGUAUGGGUGGGCACUCAUCCCUAAGGGUGCC
This is a messenger RNA of Choloepus didactylus (southern two-toed sloth), 3870 nucleotides long. It is a transcript of the gene ZNF628, whose product is annotated as zinc finger protein 628. The transcript is spliced from 2 exons. Bases 9 to 3479 code for a protein of 1156 amino acids. The record is from RefSeq and is a predicted model, not a curated record. NCBI's taxonomy places the organism in Eukaryota, Metazoa, Chordata, Mammalia, Pilosa, Megalonychidae.